UCAUGGCGAGGAUCGCGGGCGGGCGCGGGGCCCAUGCGGUCGUUUGGGUCAAGCAAGGCUCUGCUCAGAGCCAGCCUGAUGCAAUCAUUACUGGGUGAAACCUUAUUCGAGUUAGUUUAUAUCUUUAGUUCGAUUGAACCAAAUGAGAAUACGGACAGCUUAAAUACCCGCCCCUUACCCACCCGCACAAUGGACACCGCGGGCACCCGUGCUCUAAACCCAGCGACGACUACGGCGUUUCCUCGGCGAUCGGCUGUCUUCCUCCCUAUCGGCGAACAGCGGAAGCAACGGCGGUGUCUUCAUCCGCCGAGUUCCUGUCGCUGCGGCGUUUUCCUCGGUGAACGGCGGCUGCCGCGUCUUCCUCUCCAUCGGCGAAACAGCGUCUCCGCCCCCCCGGAUAAAGACACCAACAUUGAUAGAUUAGAUUCAGUGUUACCUGUGCAAACUCUUCGAAACUUUCCCAUUGAGAAACUUUAUGGAGAAGUUGUCAUGGUUCGGCUUGAUUCUGCUCUUCUGCUGAAUUUAAGGGUUUCUGAUGAUCUCUCUUUAAAUAGAGCAAUUUUAACUAUCAAGUAUCUAUACAAUGCUGGGGCUAAAGUAAUUUUAGCAAGCAACUGGCCUCAGGCCAAUGCUUCAAGGCUUCUUUCAAAAGAGGCCUUUGCAGAUCACUUGUCAGCGCUUCUCAAGGUUAAAGUUGUGCCUGCAAAUGAUUCUUCUGCCAUCUUGCAAUUCAAGAUGAAAAACGUGGAAAAUGCAGAUGUACUUCUUCUUGACAACUUGACAAAUAAUAAAGAAGAAGUUGCAAAUUCCUACGAGUUCUCCAAGACAUUGUCAUCUGGUGUCUCCAUCUUUGUUAAUGAUGCCUUCUCACUAUCACAUAGGGUUCUUGCUUCAACUGUUGGUGUUGCCCGCUUUUGCCAUGCAUCUGUUGCUGGUUUUCAUUUUGAGGAGGAAUUGUUGCAACUAAUGAAGAUCAGUGAGACCAAAAAACAACCUUACGUUGCCAUAAUUGGAGGGAGUAAUUUCCUGAAAAAAGCUAAUACAUUGCAUGUUUUAGCUUCUACAUGUGAUGGACUGAUUUUCAUUGGAAAGCUAGCAUUUCAGAUAAUGAAUGGUUUCGGACUUUCGGUACCUACCCACUUAGUGGAACAUGAUGCUGUUAAAGAAGCACUAGAACUGAUCAAACUUACACAACAAAGAAAGAUUCCAAUUUAUUUUCAGAAAGAUUUUGUGUGUGUCAAAGUUGGCAAGCCUGAGCUGGUGGAGAUAUACGCUUAUAAUGAAAUCUUGGCAGGUUGGGUGCCUGUGGAUCUAGGGCCAGUUUCAAUGAAAGAAACCUCUUCUAUGCUCUCAACAUGCAAGAAAGUCAUAUUGAUUGGUUCAGUAAGUUUUGGUUCUUUAGAGGAAGAUAACGUAAGAACAUCUCAAUUGGUAUCCGUACUUGAAAGAAUAAGCAAAAAUGGCAGUGAGGUGAUUCUUAUUGGGAAUGCAGCCUGCAAAGCGUUUGCAGGAAAAUCAAGUUAUUCUAAUCAGUAUUCAGUGUUUAGAAAUGCAUCAGUUGCUUGGGAGUUUCUCAGAGGAACAAAGUUGCCAGGUGUGGCAAUAUUAGAUAAAGCCUUUCAAUACAAUCUCAAUUGGCGUGCCAUAUUUGCAGAUCCCACUAAACCUAUAGCAGUCGAUAUUGGCAGCGGAAAUGGCUUGUUUAUUUUGAAGGUGGCUAGAAAAUGCACAGAUUUAAACUUUCUUGGGCUUGAGAUUAACAGGAAGCUUGUUCAGAGAUGCUUAGAUAAUUUGCAUCAAUCUGAGUUCAAAAAUGGAUAUUUUAUAUCAACAAAUGCAACCUCUACAUUCCGUUCUAUAGUUUCUAGUUAUCCUGGAGAUUUGGUACUUGUCGCAAUACAGUGCCCGAAUCCUGAUUUUAACAGAGAGGACCAAAGAUGGAGGAUGGUACAGAGAGGACUUGUUGAAGCAAUCUUGGAUCUGCUUAUUACAAAUGGAAAGGUGUUUUUACAGUCUGAUAUCAAGACUGUUACAACGAGAAUGAAACAUCUGUUCAUUACUUAUGGAAAGGGUAAACUAGUAGUGGAUGGGGAUGACAGGGAUUGGAUGGAGGAGAAUCCUUUUGGUGUUCAGACUGACUGGGAGCAGCAUGUGAUUGAACGUGGAGCUCCUAUGUAUAGAAUUAUUCUCAAAAAGGUUUGAUCGCUUGCAAAGGUGUUUUUACGGUCUGAUAUCGAGACUGUUUCAACGAGAAUGAAACAUCUGUUCAUUACUUAUGGAAAGGGUAAACUAGUAGUGGAUGGGGAUGACAGGGAUUGGGAGCAGCAUGUGAAUGAAUGUGGAGCUCAUAUGUUUAGAAUUUAUGCUAAAAAAGGUUUGAUCGCUUGCCAAGGUACCAAUCACAUUUACUCUUGUUGCCUUUUUUCUUUUUUUUUAACUUUUAAUGAUGCAUGUUAGAUACUUGGCUAUGACCAAAUGGCUUAAGCUAUCACAGCAUUUGGGGUGUCUUUAAUUGA
This is a messenger RNA of Musa acuminata AAA Group (dessert banana), 2516 nucleotides long. RefSeq lists its product as uncharacterized. The transcript is spliced from 13 exons. The record is from RefSeq and is a predicted model, not a curated record. Gene Ontology annotation, cellular component: cytosol. Lineage: Eukaryota; Viridiplantae; Streptophyta; Magnoliopsida; Zingiberales; Musaceae. The coding region runs from base 34 to 2202 and encodes 722 amino acids. Gene Ontology annotation, biological process: gluconeogenesis; tRNA modification; glycolytic process. Gene Ontology annotation, molecular function: ADP binding; ATP binding; tRNA (guanine(46)-N7)-methyltransferase activity.